Messenger RNA from Durusdinium trenchii, 1551 nucleotides. The record is from the annotation of a GenBank genome assembly. Lineage: Eukaryota; Dinophyceae; Suessiales; Symbiodiniaceae.
AUGGACGGCCAUGUCAACUCAGUCGUGACAUAUUGCGACCAAGUCGGCGCUCAUCGUGUUCAUCGAUUUGACCCGGCCCAAAGUCGGCUGGGUGGUUCGUACCUCGCAAUGGCGGCGCCCGGCGCUUCCACAAAGACUGGAAGUGCUGCGUGCGCGCCAUUUCUAGCCCUGCUUCUUGUGUUACUGGUCACCGGAAGAGCUUGGUGUGAUCUUUGCAGAGGCUCCGUCGGUCCUAUGGAGUCGCGACGGCUUCGCGCCGGAGCUCGCGCGGAGCCGGAAAGGCCGAAGAGAGGACGGCGCCAGGUGCAUGCGAGCGCCAGUCGCACGAGGCCGAGCUUGAAGCAGGUGCUUCGUGGCGUGGUUCGAGAGACUGGAACCACACCAGUGGUGCAGCUGGUGUGGGAGGUGGAAGGCCAGCGCAAGCUUUCACCCUUCUGCGGGAGACUGAAGGCUGAACAGAUGAAGAUUGCCAGGCUGCAGGAGGGCGAUGAAGUUCAGGUGCGAGUGAUUCCAGGAGGGGAGCAGCUCACGUUGCAGCUCUUAGAUGCUCCCACUCAAGGCCGCGGUGCUCUGCAGCGUGCACCACACUCACGCAGAUAUCCCGAGCUCGAUUGGCCUCCCAAAGAGGGUCGGAAGGAUGAUUGGAAUUGGAUGGAUGCCGAGCCUCUUCCGUAUUGCCUGUGUGGCAUUGCAGCUCAGCAUCUCCGCAGCGAAGUGACUCAUGUGGAGGCGACCAAGGCCACCCUACGCUUCUUCUGGGAGCCCACAGGCUCUCGGGACUCUGACGACCUGCAGCUUGAGCUCUCGCCGAUUGCUGCGACGCUGCCCGCGGAGGAGCUUUGGGCUUACUUGAACCUAACGACGAGACCGCCGUGCAGCGAGCUGUUGCAGCCGGGGCAAUUCUUAAGCGUUCAACUGAAGGAUCCCGGAGCUUCUGCAGAUCUUCAGGUUGCUUUGUCUCCGUUGCAGCCCAUGCGGCCGCAGCCUGCUCUGUCUUCCGCAGGUAGCUACGCAACCCUCGUUUGGCGUCAGCACCUGGGGCGCGCGCGGGUCUUCGAUGCACAUCAGGUGGCGUUUCAAGAGACCCCUGAGCAGGUCGCCACGCGCAUGGUCGCGAAGUUUGGCCAGUUGAAGUCUUGGAGACUUCAAUCCAGCUCUGCAUUCGCCACUGCAGCGUUUGCCGUCGCCAGCGCAUCCAUGACUGGGGCGAGACAAGACCUAGUCAUCCUUGGCACCAUGCCCAGGGCAGAACGCUUGUCACUCUUGGCGCUGCUCAUCGCACAGCAUUUGGACCAAAAGCUCCUGUGGCCACAGGAGCGUGUGCUGCUGCUGGGUCCCUUUGCCAGAGAGAGGCUGCGAAGCCUGUACCGAUCGGCGGAGGGCGAUGAAUUGGCCCGGCAGCAUCUCAGCCGUGUGCGGCAUCGGACGAUCGCUGGCUCUUGCCGAUAUGUCCUGCAAAAGUUUGCGCACAUGGGGGACACGCUGACGCGCUCCAUCUCACUGGUGGUGCUGGAGGUUUGCCAUCCGCUCCUGGAGUUCAAAGGGAGUUGA